Messenger RNA from Zalophus californianus (California sea lion), 2727 nucleotides. RefSeq names its product TDP-glucose 4,6-dehydratase (gene TGDS). The record is from RefSeq and is a predicted model, not a curated record. Gene Ontology annotation, molecular function: dTDP-glucose 4,6-dehydratase activity. NCBI's taxonomy places the organism in Eukaryota, Metazoa, Chordata, Mammalia, Carnivora, Otariidae. The transcript is spliced from 13 exons. Gene Ontology annotation, biological process: nucleotide-sugar metabolic process. Bases 127 to 1314 code for a protein of 395 amino acids.
AAGCUGCUGCCGCCUGCCCUACUGACGUGUCCGGGCAGCGGGACGCGUCGCCGAAAGUCGCGGUGGAAGUUACCUGCGGUGUACAGAUCUGGCGCUUUACGCUGCCAGGCACUGCUGAGCUGGGAGAUGUCAGCUGCAGGCCGGACGGAGCCCUUGGGUCCUCCCAGCAGCUUUGCGAAGCGGCUCCUGGUGACCGGGGGUGCUGGUUUCAUCGCAUCACAUGUGAUUGUCUCUUUAGUAGAAGAUUAUCCAAACUAUAUGAUCAUAAAUCUAGACAAGCUGGAUUACUGUGCAAGCUUGAAGAAUCUUGAAACCAUUUCUAAUAAACAAAACUACAAAUUUAUACAGGGUGACAUAUGUAAUUCUCACUUUGUGAAACUGCUUUUUGAAACAGAAAAAAUAGAUAUAGUACUACAUUUUGCUGCACAAACACAUGUAGAUCUUUCAUUUGUACGCGCCUUUGAGUUUACGUAUGUUAAUGUCUAUGGCACUCAUGUUUUGGUAAGUGCUGCUCAUGAAGCCAGAGUGGAGAAGUUUAUUUACGUGAGCACAGAUGAAGUAUACGGAGGCAGUCUUGAUAAGGAAUUUGAUGAAUCUUCACCCAAACAACCUACAAAUCCUUAUGCAUCAUCUAAAGCAGCUGCUGAGUGUUUUGUACAGUCAUACUGGGAACGAUACAAAUUUCCAGCCGUCAUCACACGAAGCAGUAAUGUUUACGGACCACAUCAGUAUCCAGAAAAGGUUAUUCCAAAAUUUAUAUCUUUACUACAACACAACAGGAAAUGCUGCAUUCAUGGAUCAGGGCUUCAAACAAGAAAUUUCCUUUAUGCGACCGAUGUAGUAGAAGCAUUUCUCACUGUCCUCAAGAAGGGGAAACCCGGUGAAAUUUACAACAUCGGAACCAAUUUUGAAAUGUCAGUUCUCCAGCUUGCCAAAGAACUAAUACAACUGAUCAAAGAGACCAGUUCAGAGUCCGAAAUGGAAAACUGGGUGGAUUAUGUUAAUGAUAGACCUACCAAUGACAUGAGAUAUCCAAUGAAGUCAGAAAAAAUACAUGGCUUAGGAUGGAGACCCAAAGUGCCUUGGAAAGAAGGAAUAAAGAAAACAAGAAGCUCCAGAGCAAAGACGGCUUGGCAGAGAAGUCUCGAACUGGGCAGAAAUGCCAGAUGCCCCAUUGUGCUCAGUCGUGGGCUGGCGGCUGCGCUGAAAGGACUGAGGUGGAUCCUGAGGCUCUACAGACAGAGGCUGUCUGCUAACUGCGCUCGCCGCAGCUGGAUGGCAAGCUCCAUCCUGAAGGGAAAUGCAAGUGGAUGAACCACAGUCAGUAGAGGAAACUAAGGAGGAUCCCAGGCAGAAGGGCCAGCCCUGUGGAAACACCAAGCCGUGAACGAUAUUGUGUGUUCCUGGAACAGAGGUCCUCAGUAGUACUCUAGCUCGGAUGUUCUCACAACGUGUCUCUAGUCCAUUAGUGACAUCAAAAACUGUAAUGCGAUACCACUUAAUACCUUUUAGGAUGGGUAUUAUUUGAAAAAGCAGAAAAUAAUAAAUAAUAAACAUUCUAAGUAAGUAAACAUUGGUAAGGAUGCGGAGAAACUGGAAUCCUGGUGCGUUGCUGGUGGGAAUGUAAAAUGGUGCAGCGACCAUGGAAGACAGGAUAGCAAGUCCUCAAAAAGUUAGACAUCGAAUUACCAGAUGACCCAGCAGUUCCCCUUCUAGGUAUGUGCCUGAAAGAGUGAAAAGCAGGGGCUCAAACGGAUUCUUGCACACCAACACUCAUAGCAUUAUUCACAGUAGUCAGAAGGUGGAAACAAUCCAAAUGUACAUCUUUAGAUGAGUGAACAAGUAAGGUGUGGUAUACACAAAUGAUGGAAUGGUAAAAUUUCACUUAUACGAGGUACCUACCAAUAGACAAAUUCAUAGACACAGAAAGUAAAAUAGAGGUUUACAAGGAGCAAGGGGAAGGGGAGAUGGGGGUGAAAUAAUUUAAUGCCUCAAAGUUUCUGUUUGGAGGGUGAAAAAGUUCUGAAAGUGCAUGAUAGUCAUGGCUACCCAACAUUGUGAAUGCACUUCAUGUCGUUGAAUUGUACGCUUAAAAGUAGUUAAUGAUGGUAAAUUGUAUCUUGUGUAUAUUUUGCCACAAUAAUAGUUUUUUAAAAAUGUGUCCCCCAGACCAACAGCAUCUCUAGCACUUGUUACAAAUGCCAGUUCCUGGACCCCACCCCAGACGUAAAGAAUUUGAAACUCUGGCUGGGGCACCCCCAUGUUUGAGCCCCACUGCUCUCCAACGUGAGAGGGGAAGUGAAGCUAGAGGGGAAUGUAGGGGCCAGGGCCAGGUCCUCAAAAGCCUUGUGUGCCCCGAAAAAGUGCUUGGCCCUCAUCCUGCCGACAGAGAGCUCACUUGAGAUUUUAAGGAAGAAGUUGACAUUGUUAGAUUUGUGGGACUAAGCUUUUUCCCGAUUUCAAAAGUAAUGUGUGCUCAUUGCAGAAAGCUUGGAAAACUAAAUCAAUAAAAAAAGAAAAUCACCCUUGAGCUACCAUUGGGAGAUAACCCCUGUUAAUAUUUAGAUGUAUAUUCUUCCUUUCUUGGAGCAUAUAUACACAUUUAAAAAAAAAAACAAUAUGAGAUCAUAAUGGAGACAUACUGUUUUGGAGUCUGCUUUUUUUUGCACUAAGCAAUAUAUCAUGAAUGUUUUUACAUGUUAUGAGAUCUUUUGCCAUUUUUAUUGA